This is a messenger RNA of Zingiber officinale, 3553 nucleotides long. Its product is annotated as calmodulin-interacting protein 111-like. The coding region runs from base 183 to 3194 and encodes 1003 amino acids. Gene Ontology annotation, cellular component: chloroplast; cytoplasm. The record is from RefSeq and is a predicted model, not a curated record. The transcript has 11 exons. NCBI's taxonomy places the organism in Eukaryota, Viridiplantae, Streptophyta, Magnoliopsida, Zingiberales, Zingiberaceae. Gene Ontology annotation, molecular function: ATP binding; ATP hydrolysis activity.
UUUUCCCCACUGCCCACUGUUCUUGUCAUCACCACCUAAAACCCUAAACCCUUCGCCGCCACCGCCUUUUCAAUAGGCGGUCGCCACAAUUCCUCCCCCUCUACUCCGCUGUCACGGUCGGCGUUAAUAACACACUACUCCGACGCGACAGAGCAUCCGAUCCCCUCUCGCUUGUUCCCGAGAUGCCGAAGAAGGGGAAAAAGUCGUCAAGGGCUUCUCCGCCGUCUACUCUUUCGGACCGCUCGCCUGGCAUCCCUGAGACGCCGAAAGUUUCUUCACUUGGUGUUCCAUCGAACGAUGAUGAUGAGGUUAUCCGUCGCCACCGUCUCGCCUCUGCCGCUGCCAGGUUCCCGGCCUUACUCGACGAGGAGCGGACCUUGUGUGGACGGACCUCCAACACGGAGCCUUCGACCUCCGACGGAAACCGUGCUACGGUUUGGCUCUCUCAGGCCGCCAUGAUAUCUAACUCCUUCGCCCACAACUCCGUUGUCUCGGUAUCACUUCCUGCUUUGGACAAUGCAAAUCUGACUAACUUUCCACUUAAAUCUUUAACCAAGGAAUGUUCUUCACAGUUUGGUUAUGAUGCUGAAGAUCAUACGACUGACACAAUAGGCAGUUAUUUUGCUAUUGCUUAUGUUUCUUCAUCACAUGUGGUUGUUAAGAAUGAAGCAAGAUUAUCUUGGGCUCUUUCACGCACUCUUGGAUCUCCUGCACCUGGAAGAGCAGUAUUUAUCUGCCCAGUUGAGACACUCACUUUAACAUCUAGUUUGAACAAUUCUGUUGGUUCCACUCCAUAUUUUAGUAAAUGCAAGGACCUUUACCUAAAACUCCUUCUGCCUAAGCCUGGAUUAUUUCGUUACAGCAGAGAAAGAAAAGCCAGUACUUCAGGACCAAGUUCUGGCCAUCCUCCAAUUAAAAUGGUGGAGAUUGCAUUACCAAGGACGCCAAAUCAAAAUAAAUCUUCUUCGUAUGUUGUCUCUCCUAUGAGCUCAAAAAGUUCCAAUAAAGUUACUUCAAUUUCAGAUUCACUAUCUGACAUGGAUGCAUCUAUUUUAAAGUUGGCUGUAGAAGAUGAAAGAAUCAAGGAGAUAGUGCAGUCACAUGCUUCGGUGUGGUUAUGUGGCCGUCGUUUGUUCAAGGGAAAUUUUGUCUCUGUUCCAAUAGGUGGACCAAUCUGCGUUUUUAUGGUGGAAGGUUCUGAUAUGCCAUUGGAGGGGUUCUCUAGUAAAGAAGUGGCUUCAGAUAAGAGUGAUUUGUUGCAUAAUGAAUUACAAAUCUCUAGUUUAGAUAAGCUAGAUCCUAUUUUUGUGCUCGACUCCACAACAAAAGUACAUCUCUCUACUUCAACCUCGAUGAAUUGUAAACCCUCCAAUGAAGUGCAAUUGGACAAUGGCUAUGCCAAUUGUAAACUUACUCACAGUAAGGAAGCUAAUUUUGUUAUAAAAUUGGGUGGGUUGCAUAAGGAAUUUGCAGCAUUGAAGGAAAUUAUUUUAUCCUUGUUGGCUGAUCCUAGACUUAGGUACAAAGGUGUGCUACUUCAUGGGCCUCCUGGUACAGGAAAAACAUCUUUGGUAACUUCUUGUGCGCAUGCAGCUGGUGUUAGACUUUUCUCUAUCAAUGGGCCUGAGGUCAUUAGUGAAUACUAUGGAGAAUCGGAGCAAGCAUUGUGCAAAGUUUUUAAUGCAGCCAAACAAGCUUCUCCUUCUGUGGUUUUUAUUGAUGAAUUGGAUGUCAUUGCUCCAGCACGAAGAGAUGGAGGUGAAGAUCUAUCUCUUAGAAUGGUUGGCACACUUUUGGUAUUGUUGGAUGAGAUAAAUAAAAAUGACCGUGUACUUGUCAUUGCGGCUACCAAUAGGCCUAACAGUAUCGAUCCUGCCUUGAGACGACUAGGAAGAUUGGAACGAGAAAUUGAAAUAGGUGUUCCAUCUCCAGAACAGAGACUAGAUAUACUACGGACAAUUCUGAAUGAUAUGACUCACUCACUCAGCAACAUAGAAAUUCAAUCUUUAGCUUCGGGUACACAUGGAUUUGUUGGUGCUGAUCUAACUGCUCUCUGCAAUGAGGCCGCCAUGAAUGCUCUUCGUCGGUAUAUUGAGGUAGAAGGUAUAGACUACCAUUUUAAAUUAAAAGAAUAUCUAGGAUCUCGACUUCACAAAGAUGUGGAUGCUGAAACAACAGAACAGAUAGAUUUGAUAUCUUCAUCACUGUCAGCAUUGAACAUGUCGUCAGAACAGGCUUCUCCUGUCAGUGGAUUAGGUCGUCAAGAUAAUUGUAAUAUGUCUGUACAAGGUGAAAAAAGAGUUAGGUUUGCGCUAACUCUUGAGGAUUUUGAUAAAGCAAAGUUGAAAGUGAGGCCUAGUGCUAUGCGUGAGGUCAUGCUUGAGCUUCCAAAAGUCAAGUGGGAAGAUGUGGGGGGCCAAGCUAUGAUUAAACAACAGCUGAUUGAAGCAGUCCAAUGGCCCCAAUUAUCACCUGAUGCAUUUAAGCGUGUGGGUAUUCGCCCUCCAAGAGGUUUGUUGAUGAUUGGUCCACCAGGCUGUAGUAAGACAUUGAUGGCCCGUGCGGUAGCUUCUGAGGCAAAAUUGAACUUCCUUGCGGUGAAGGGUCCUGAACUUUUCAGCAAAUGGGUUGGAGAGUCUGAGAAAGCAGUGAAAGCAUUGUUUGCAAAGGCCAGAAUUAAUUCUCCAGCAAUUGUGUUCUUUGAUGAAAUAGAUGGCCUUGCAGGCACUCGUGGACAGGAUAGUGAUAGUACAAGUGUUGGUGACAGGGUCCUAAGCCAAUUGCUUGUGGAAAUGGAUGGCUUGCAUCAAAGAGCUGGUGUUGUAGUUAUCGCUGCUACUAACCGCCCGGACAAGAUUGAUCCUGCAUUACUGCGGCCAGGGCGCUUUGACAGGGUGGUAGAUGUCCAACCACCUGAUGAAAAUGAUAGGGAAGAUAUAUUCCGUAUUCAUUUGCGAAACAUUCCUUGCAGUUCUGAUGUUAGUAUAAGAGAUCUUGCUCAGCUCACUCAAGGUUAUACUGGGGCGGACAUCAAGUUAGUGUGCAGGGAAGCUGCUAUUGCUGCAUUGGAAGAAAGCCUGGAGGCAACUGAAGUGUCAAUGAUGCAUUUUAAGUCUGCAAUUAGUCAGAUUGAACCAUCAGAUCUCAAAUUCUAUAUAGAGCUUGCAGCGCAGUUUAGAAGAUUGGUUGUAUGACGAUCUGUGAUAGGCAAAUGUAUACGUUAGCAGAUGAGUUUGGCGUGACCAGAGAAAUCUUGCAUUUAUGAAGGUGAAUUGAACUGAAGCAAGCUGCAAAGGUUUCAUAGAGUUUUUUUGGUCUAUCUUAUAACACUAAUAAUUUGUUGAUAUUAUGUCUAGAAAAUUUAUCAUGUUGUGUUGGAAAUUGCGAUUGAAAAAUCCUACAUCUUUUCAUUUUAUUCUUCAAAUGUAUAUUGGCCAACAACCUCCUAGUCUGUAGAAGCUCCUAAAAUUCACUCAAUUCUGGGAAUUUUUGUAUGAUAUAUUAGCUGGAGCAUAUGCUCCAAGUUGCAAUGGCAAAAUAUUUGUUACUGUCU